Lachancea thermotolerans CBS 6340 is the source of this 1146-nucleotide messenger RNA. It is a transcript of the gene RNH1, whose product is annotated as RNA-DNA hybrid ribonuclease. Gene Ontology annotation, molecular function: nucleic acid binding; RNA-DNA hybrid ribonuclease activity; magnesium ion binding. Gene Ontology annotation, biological process: DNA replication, removal of RNA primer. Bases 1 to 1146 code for a protein of 381 amino acids. The record is from RefSeq and is a predicted model, not a curated record. The transcript has a single exon. NCBI's taxonomy places the organism in Eukaryota, Fungi, Ascomycota, Saccharomycetes, Saccharomycetales, Saccharomycetaceae.
AUGGCCAAGAAUUCGUUCUACGCGGUGCAAAAUGGUCGCUCAACAGGCGUAUUUAACAACUGGGAUACUUGCAAAUCAUUAGUGAGUGGCUUUCCAGGCGCCAGGUACAAGAAGUUUGACACAAUGGCGGAGGCACAGUCUUUCGCCGAGCAGGGAAAAUCGUUCUCAAAACCAUCCUCUAGCUUAAGAGUGCCGCAGUCUCGUCAGGCUUAUAGAGAGUCGCAGAGCUCGCAGAUCGGUUACGGGCCUCACACCAUGAAAAGUGAACGCUCUUCUGGAGAGCGGAAUGGACCUCGUGAUAGCCGGAGCUUAGCCUCAAAGGUGAAGGCAGGCCGCACCCGCGAAAUGUCACCAACUAGGUCAUCGAUCUUAAGGAAUAACCAAGAAAGUCGAAAGAGGGGCCAAAAGGCUAGUCAAAGAUUCUACGGUGUUAAAAGCUCAAACCCCAACUACGAAAGCAAGAUUUUCGAGAGCUGGCCUGAGUGUCAGCGAUAUGUGUCACGCAAAAGCGGUAUAUCAUUCAAAAAACUUGAUAGCCUUGAAGAAGCCCAAAACUUCAUCAAUGGCACGAGCUCCAAAGAUUUUGAGUUUAUUGGCCAAGAUCAAGAGCAGUUCCUCUCGCAAUACUCGAGAGUACCCGAAGAGGGUGCUGUGGUCCAGGACUGUAAUGUUUAUUGCGAUGGAUCUGCUCUAAGCAAUGGCACACGGUCCUCUCGCGCGGGAUAUGGCGUCUACUUCGAACAAGACGGGGGGAAUAACAUAUCAGAGCCCCUGCUUGAGGGAGCGCAGACUAAUAACCGUGCCGAGAUUCAAGCUGUGUCAAGCGCGCUAGACCAAAUCUGGACAAAUCUCACUGCCAAUAAAAAAAACUUGAGAUAUCAAAUCAAGACUGACUCAGAAUACGUAGCGAAACUGCUGAAUGAUCGCUACAUGGGAUACAGCGUGCAGAAACUCGAGCAGCUGCCAAACAGCGACCUGAUCGCGCCUCUGGUUCAGAAAUUUGUUAAGGUCAAAAAGUUCUACGAGAUUAAUGAGGAGGUAUUCGGAAGUUCAAAGUUUCACAUCGAGUGGGUUAGAGGACACGCGGGAGAAGCGGGUAAUGAGAAGGCGGAUGAACUCGCCAGGUUGGGCGCCAGCAAAUCUUAA